Molecule: messenger RNA, 797 nt
Organism: Owenia fusiformis
Lineage: Eukaryota; Metazoa; Annelida; Polychaeta; Sabellida; Oweniidae
Source: the annotation of a GenBank genome assembly
GGGAAGACCUUGAACGAACACUAUGACGUACGAUUAUCUGGUGGAGAUGAGAAUGAAGGACGGGUUGAAGUUUACUUGAACGGUUCAUGGGGAGGAAUAUGCAAUGCUGGCUGGGAUGUGAACGAUGUUGGGGUUGUGUGCAGACAACUGGGAUUCCACGAUAGCAACUUGAACUCUAUCGUUGGUUUUAGAUGGUACGGUAGAGGUGAACGGGAAUACUCGCUUACAAAUGUAGACUGCAACGGAACUGAAGAUUCUUUGAAAGAUUGCGGACAUGUUGUAGGAGGCGACGAGCAAUGCAAGUCGAGGGAAAAGUUCCCAGGUGAUGCAGUAGCUGUUUGCAAGCCUCGAAUAAGACUAGUCGGAGGUCCUAUAAGAACUUCGGGAAGACUGGAGAUAUUCUAUGAAGGAGCAUGGCGACCUGUUUGCUAUUACCAACCUUAUGACACAUAUCUUUGGUACCAUCAUGACUUCAUUAUAAACACCCUCUGUGAGAUGGCUGGGGUUACCCCAAAGGAUGCUUACCGUGUUGGAUUAAGUGCAUUUGGACCUCUCUCGCCAAUGAAUACACCGAUUUGGUCAUUUCGUUUCCUCGUUACAGCACAAGGAGGCCAGGAUACUUACACAAUUUUCAUCGCUAGCAAUUCACAUCUCUGGGACGGACUGCAAAUAAAAGCACGCGUGGAUCCCAAAUGUGUCAAUGGGGAAUAUGUAAGCCUGAUAUGUCGCAGACCUCAAACAGAGAUUGCAACAGAAGUUCGAAUUGUUGGCACAAGUGGUUACAGUGGCAAAGUGGA